Messenger RNA from Vigna umbellata (rice bean), 1691 nucleotides. Lineage: Eukaryota; Viridiplantae; Streptophyta; Magnoliopsida; Fabales; Fabaceae. The record is from RefSeq and is a predicted model, not a curated record.
GCAGCUGUUCAUGAAUUUGUGGAGGCAGUUCGUGCAUUUAGAGUUAUAUUUCCUGAUUCCGAUGAACAAUUGGUUAAACUUGCUGAAGACUUAGUCACCAAGAACUUUGUAAUUGCUGAGGAAUAUGUAAAGACACGGAUUUGCCCAGAGGAUCUACUUGGUGUUCUUCGAGUUAUCUGGAAUGAUGUGCUCCUAAUAGAUGAAGUCUUGCAGGAAGCAGCUCUCUCAAACCAUUCUCUUGAGGCUGCAAAGGUUGUCCUCAUGUCAUUUGUUAGAAGUGCAUUUUCUCAUCUUCUGCAAGACAUCUCAGGCUCCCUCUUACAAAUCCUGAAAAAGGAUGGUGCAGAACAGUGCUCUCUUGAUGUUGUUCUUGAUGCAAGUACAAAAUCAGUUCUUCAAGGAAGCUUGAAUGUCUUGUUGGAUUUCCGCAAAAUUUUAGAUGAAAACUCUGGGAUCGUAGUUAGAUUAAGAGAGUUAAUUAUUGAUUGGGUUCAAGAAGGACUUCAGGACUUUUUUACGAAAAUGGAGGAUCAGUUCCUUCUAUUAUCAGGUAGAAGUAACUCAUCUAUUCAAGCACACGGUUUGGCAGAGGGUGCUCAAGGGGAUAAAGCUUUUGCUGGCCUUGUCCUUGUGCUGGCCCAGUUGUCUGCUUUCAUUGAACAAACUGUCAUCCCAAAAGUCACCGAGGAAAUAGCUUCUUCCUUUUCUGGGGGUAGUAUUAGAGGUCAUGAAUCUGGACCUGCCUUUGUUCCUGGAGAAAUAUGUCGAAAAUUUCGGUCAGCUGGUGAAAAGUUCCUGCACUUCUACGUAAAUAUGAGAACUCAGAGGAUAUCAUUUCUCCUGAAGAAGAGGUUUACCACCCCUAAUUGGGUUAAGCAUAAAGAGCCAAGAGAAGUUCAUAUGUUUGUUGAUCUGUUUCUUCAAGAGCUUGAAGGUAUAGUUAAGGAAGUGAAGCAGAUAUUGCCUCAAGGUAGACGUAAGCACCGCAGGACUGAUAGUAAUGGAAGUAGUGCUUCCUCAAGGAGCAACCCAUUACGGGAAGAGAAACUGGGUAGGUCAAACACUCAAAGGGCAAGGAGCCAGCUUUUGGAAACGCAUCUGGCAAAGUUGUUUAAGCAAAAAGUUGAAAUUUUUAACAAAGUAGAAUAUACACAGGAGUCUGUUGUUACAACUUUAGUUAAAUUGUGUCUUAAAAGUUUACAAGAAUUUGCCCGACUCCAGACUUUUAACCGAAGUGGAUUCCAGCAAAUUCAAGUGGAUAUCCAGUUCCUAAGGAUCCCUUUAAGGGAUAUAGUUGAAGAUGAAGCUGCAAUCGACUUCUUGCUUGAUGAGGUGAUUGUUGCCACCGCAGAACGGUGCCUAGAUCCGGUUCCAUUGGAGCCUCCCAUAUUGGACAAACUUAUACGAGCAAAGUUGGCUAAAACCGAGCAGCAAAAUACAGAUUCUUCAUAAAUAUUUUUGUGGAAGCAUUGGAUAUAUAUGUUUGUCAUCUCGUAGAAUUUAUGGUUUGGUUUUGGCCGUUGAAAACUAACUUUCUGUUCACUUUGUAAAUCUAUUGUAACAUAUAUCAUAUUGCCAUUUUAUUUUUGUGAACAUUGAAACAUGAGGAAGUUAUAUUCAUUCAUGGAGGGAUCCAGAAACCAAUUAAAGCGGGUUCGGUUUUCCCUCCGCCCCCUUUAUAAUUAUUUAAA